Messenger RNA from Oryzias latipes (Japanese medaka), 2641 nucleotides. RefSeq names its product EPS8 signaling adaptor L1b (gene eps8l1b). Gene Ontology annotation, biological process: Rho protein signal transduction; positive regulation of ruffle assembly; regulation of Rho protein signal transduction. Gene Ontology annotation, cellular component: ruffle membrane; vesicle; plasma membrane. The record is from RefSeq and is a predicted model, not a curated record. NCBI's taxonomy places the organism in Eukaryota, Metazoa, Chordata, Actinopteri, Beloniformes, Adrianichthyidae. Gene Ontology annotation, molecular function: actin binding.
GAGUUUAUGCUUUGUCUUUGUUCUCGGUACAAGACUUUAUAGAUCAUGUCAAACUAGUGAAGAGUUUUCUAUAAACACACAAAAACUAAACAGAAAAGUUGAGGUGUAUAGCUGAAGGAGUGCGACCAAACACACACCCACACAUAUAUAUAUUAUAAUCUGCCCGUAGUUGUCAUUCAUUAUGGUAUAUGUAAUCCUGAAGCGGUGACUAAAAGAGCACAUUUUUCAUCUCUAAGGUGCUGUUGAUGCUGGGCGGGACUCAUAAGGUGACACUCCUUUUGCUUUGACAUAACUCCCGAGAGCAAAGUGAAAAUACCUGCGGAGACGAACGAAGACACAUCAUCAUCACCUAAGCUGUUGGAUCCCGUCAGCUUUGAGCUGACACAGCGACUAAAUAACAAUGAGCUUCAAACGACAUCUUGUUAACCAUCUUCUGACAUUUUCACUCCAGGAUGGGGAUGUACAGAGUGUGGAGGAGGCGCAGACUCGUCUCUCUUUUUUGGCUGAGAGUAACAAACUUUGGAGUCAAAAAAUGUUUUUAGAUAUUGAUGGAGAGGGUGUUCAUCUUCGAGACAUAACAACCCAGGAGGAGGUGGAGAGUUAUGCUCUCAAAAACAUCUACCGCUGUGACUCCAUUACCAGUGAGAAACGCUUCCCCUCGAUGCUUUUAUUGGUGUGCCAAGUAACCGAACAGACUAAGCCUGACAUCCUUUUCUUCAGCUGUGAAACUGUGAGGGCAGAGCAAAUCUGUGAGGACAUCACGCAUGGAGUUUCAUCCUCUUCCACUAGAGGCAAGAGCCCUCCUUACCCUUUGAGGGCUUCUCCAAGAGACGGAGAGAUGUUGGAACCCCGUGAAAUACCGAGCCACCCUAUCGCCCAUGCUCCAAAUCCCCCACCAGUCAACCCCCCACCAUAUCCUGGACUCAGAGCAGCAAAUGGUGUAAACGGCGGCCCUGAUAUUUCUUUCCUGCGAGCGGAGAGAGAAGUGGGCAUCCUCAAUCACUGUUUUGAUGACAUCGAGAGUUUCAUGGGCAAGUUGCAGCAGACUGCGGAUGCUGCGCUGGUGCUAUCACAGAGGAAAACCAAGAAGAAAAAGAAAAGUAAAAAGCAAAGCGCUGAAGAUGAAAUGCUUGCUGCAAAGGCCCAACCCCCACAGGCGGAGGAAUUUGUCGAAAUCUUUCAGAAAUUCAAAUAUUGCUUCAGCCUCCUGGCCCGUCUAAAAUCAACCAUCGUCAGUCCUUCAUCAGAGGAGCUUGUGCAUCAUGUGUUCAAACCUCUAGAUAUGAUGGUGAAAACAACAGGGGGACCAGCCAUGGGAGCUGCAGUGUCCAGCCCUGCCAUGACUAACUCCGCCAUUUCCCUGCUGCAAGAAACCCUGAACGAAGAGGAGAAGCAACUGUGGACGUCUUUGGGCCCCAACUGGACACACCCCCGAUCUAAGCUCCGAGGACCUGUUGCUCCAUACACUCCUGUGUUCUUGGAUGGGUGGAAGCCCGAAGCUGCGAGGGCGGACGGGCAGGUUUGGGAGGAUCCGGUUGAGUCACAACACAAGCAUGAGGCUCUCCUCGUAAAACAAGAGCAACAGCCGCCUCAGUCCAAGCGUCUUUCAGACAGAAACAACUAUGAAGACAUGGUUGCACUUCCUCCAGAUGCAGAGAGACUCUACAGCUGCAGUUAUGACUUCAUAGCCAGGAAUAAUAGUGAGCUUUCAGUGCAACAAGGAGAAACUCUUGAGGUGAUCGAAUCCUCCAAACGCUGGUGGAAGUGUCGCAAUCGAUUCAACCAGAUCGGCUUUGUGCCCUUUAACAUCCUAGAACCAGUGACUCACAUAGAACACCCCACCAACGGACCACCCCCUGCUCCAACUCCCCCUCCUGCAAAUGCUCCACCCAAAACUCUCCUUGGAGUCCAACCCAGCCCUCCUGCCCUGCCCAGGACGGCCUCCUCCUCCCCUCAGCGCCCUCACACCUUACCUUCCUACAACCAAGCAGUGCAAGUAGCAGAUGAAACAGACAAAGUUAUGUUGGUGAACGAUGAGCUGCUGCAGAGGCUGACCAACGGGAAAGCCAACCUGAACAAACCUCUGGUCAUCCCUCGUUCCUCGGAGACCAGCGUUCCUCUGGAUUAUCACUCCCCUCCAGAGGAAGUGACCGAGUGGCUAAGAGGGAAGGGCUUCAGUGAGCCAACGGUGAAAUGUCUGGGUGUGCUGACAGGAGCUCAGCUGUUCUCCCUCACCAAAGACGAGCUGCGAGAGGUGAUUCCAGAGGAGGGCACCAGAGUCUACAGCCAGCUCACUGUGCAAAAAGCGCUGCUAGAGGAUGCAAGAAGGGCAACAGAGUUGGAAGCAGUAAUGGAGAAACAGAAAAUGAAGGUGGAUUUGAAGCUGGAGAGCAGCACUUUGUGAGCUGCAGAAGAUCCACACCGCGGAGUCGGAUCAACCGCUGCUCUGACGCCGGCCGCCACCGCGCAUUGGACUGUAAAUGUAUUCACUGUAUUUAUCACAGCUCAAGUGCCUGACAGACUUAGCUGACUUUGUGCUAAAAAAAAAGCAUCAUGAUCACUUUAAAGUCAAGGAAGUUGUCAAUGAAUGUAAUGUCUUCAAUGUAAACCUGCUACAUUCAUUAAAUAUUUGAACACUUUA